GGAGAAAGAAUAAAAUCCUCACUGAGAAAGGAGAGAACGUAUAUUAGUAGAGGGAGGUGGGCCAGAAACACAGACACAAGCACACCCACACUACAAACCCCGCCCUUUCCCCCAGCUAGCUUCCUGCUCUGCUAGGACAGAACAGCUAGGGAAAGAACGGGGAGGAGAAAAGAGGAGCGAGAAGGAGCACAGAAGAGAGGAGAGAAAAAAGAGAAAAUAGAUGAUCACACAGAAGUGAAACUUUGGAUUCAGUGCUUGGAAAAAGGAGGCCAGGCCACUGUAACAAGGUCUCCCUGUGGUUUGCCACCUUCCCACAUUCACUGCUCACCAGCAUAUAAAGAGCUCCCUUGGGAGUGUGAAAGGAGUCAAGGGAAGAGAAGGGAGAGCUUUUGGUAGCAUCUCUUUCUCAGGUCAGGGAGAGGAAGGCAAGGAAUAUAUUCAAAAGAGGCUUACAGAUAGUUCCUUGGGAUGAAGAGAGAAGGCAAGAGAAUAUAUCGGCUGGUACUGGCUCCAGAAGGCUAUCUCUGAUCUCUGUUUCCCCAGCUGCCCAGCCUUCUCCCACUGCCUGCCAUCACCAUCCACAUCACCAUGUGGGUAGAGUCACAUUGGAGAGGCAUCCGCCAAGCUCUGUUGUUUGUCUUCACUGCUGCACUUCUCACUGGGGUCACCAUGCUGGCUAUCUCCUCUAACAUCAACGCAGUGGGAUUCUUCUUCCUGGGGGUGGGGGGCAUGUGCCUGAUUGGCUACCUGCUGAGUGUGUUUGUGGAAUGCUUCCUGAAGCAUCGGCACCCACAGGAUACAAAUCAGGCAGCCACAAGGAGGCAGAGCCAGGCAGGGGUGAAUGCUGCCUAUGAAGCACCAGCCUAUGAGGAGGUGGUGACAAUGACACCAGCCCCAACAGUCUGGACGAUCACCUCCAAUUCAGGCACAGUGCCCUCAACAGUAGGGGAGCCCCCACCAUACAGUGUGGUCAUUGAGCCGCCCAGCAUGGCAGAAACUGGGGCGGAGACCUUCAGCAUCUCAGUGGCAUCAGGCAUCAGGCGUGCCUCUGAGGCAGACGCAGGCUCCAGGCUGCACCUUAGGUUGGUGCUGCCCCCGAGGAUGCAGCGCUUUGUCUCAGAUAUCCAUGACGUCAAAGGUGUUGAAGAGAGGCUGGAACGGCUGGAGCCACUCACCCCACCACCUGCUUAUGAGAGUCCCACUGAUGAUGAUGUCUUUGCAGAAGCUUUCCAACCCUCAAGACAAUGAUUAAAAACAGACAGAGCCUGCUUGUUGUGGAUGAGGCACAAAACCCAUCUAGUGCCACCACAAACUGGAGAAAGGGGCUCAGUGCUGCGGGCCAUGUCAUGGAAGCACCAAAGGGUCCACAAUGGAGCAUGUGGGGCAAAGAUGGAACAUUGAGCCCAGGCCUAUAAACUGGAAAUGUGAAGAGGACAGUGCACAAAAGACCCCUGCCCCUACACACAGUACACUCUGUACCUCUCCACACACACGGCCCAUUCUCUCCUUACACGCAUACACUACUCACCCACUCCAACACCACCUGCUAUUUCCUACACAUAUACACACACUAUCCAUUACCUUCCUACAUGAACAAAACUACCUACUAUCCCCUUCAUGAACACACACUCACUCCCUCUCUCAUAUGCACACUCACAUUAUCUGCUACUCUCUGCACAAACACUCUUACUACUUCCUACACACAUAUAUGUACUGUAUACUUCUCCCCGCACACAUGAAUGUCCACCCACUUACCUACUAUCCUCAAACACACACAUAUUUGCCAACAUCCUGGAUCAUUCCUUAGAUUUCAUGCUGUCUUGGCAUUUUCCUCAGAAAUGAAGUUUUGGGUUUUUCCAGAAAUAAUACAAUAACUGAUGGGCUGUGAGUUAGAAACUAUCCCUUAAAGUAGGUUGUUCAGAACCAGGGUAGUCUUAGAUGAGAAACAGAAAUGAGUGACUACUCACCAGCAGGUACCAAAGACAUUCACGGCCUUGCAGAGACAGCCCUACAUUUUAUAGGGUCCUACAUUACACAAAGUCCCUGUCUGUCUGCAUCCCCUCCUGAAAAGCUAUUUAUGGGACCCCACAGAUUCCUUUGCCUUCUCUCCAUGGAGCCAAAAGGUGGCGAAGAAACACAACUGUCUUAAAGGAAGCUGGGAGAAGGAAUUAAGGGACUUAACUGUCUGCCAUGAACUGCUGGGACCAGAAUCAGAUGGGUCUGUGCAUGUGGAACUUAUUGCAAAAAGUGUUCUAGAGCCACUGAAGGCCACAGCCCAGUGCAGCUGCAUCAGUUGCAGGAGCCCAAGUUGCCCUGCAUCCUUGGAGAAUAACCAGAAAUCUAGGUUCCAGCUUACUACAGUCUUGAAUUUAUAUAUUUUUUUAACUUGUAUUUUUAGUGCUGUUGAUUUACGAUUUUUUAAAAAUACAAUUAAGUGUCUUUCAGCCAAAGCUUCACUUCCCAGUGACUUAUUAAAUAUUAUUGGUAUUACAGUAAUGGCUACAUGUUCCAACCAAGAUCAGAACCUCAUUGCGUUAGGCACUGAUAAACAGAUAGUAAAGGACAGUUGCUGUCCCAAACAACUUACAAGACAACGGAUAGGAAGAAAAAAAGUGUGUGUGACAUCUUAUAUGGCAGUCUCUUUUGGCCUUGAACUAUAUUAAUUUUGUUUCCCAUAGAGGCACUAUUGCAGAGGGAGAGAGAGAGAGAG
Molecule: messenger RNA, 2710 nt
Organism: Chelonia mydas (Green sea turtle)
Lineage: Eukaryota; Metazoa; Chordata; Testudines; Cheloniidae
Gene: TMEM139
Product: transmembrane protein 139
Exons: 3
Coding region: 589-1248 (219 amino acids)
Source: RefSeq, a predicted model, not a curated record